This is a messenger RNA of Macrosteles quadrilineatus (aster leafhopper), 3910 nucleotides long. RefSeq names its product beta-glucuronidase-like. Gene Ontology annotation, molecular function: carbohydrate binding; beta-glucuronidase activity. The transcript has 13 exons. Lineage: Eukaryota; Metazoa; Arthropoda; Insecta; Hemiptera; Cicadellidae. The record is from RefSeq and is a predicted model, not a curated record. The coding region runs from base 143 to 2014 and encodes 623 amino acids. Gene Ontology annotation, biological process: carbohydrate metabolic process; glucuronoside catabolic process.
AAGAUUCAAAGAGUGGACGCCGAAACUUAGUUCAGUGACCGAUGGACAGAUCAAUGCUAAUUUAAAUAAUAAUAUUUAUUUUGGAAUUUACUUUAAACAGAUAUUUUGUGUCUCUUGUAGUUGACAGAAUUGGCAAUCAACAAUGAAGUACUGGCUUAUUACAUGCUCUGUUAUCACACAAAUCGGAUUGAUAUCAUGUUUGCUAUAUCCGUAUGAAACGGAAACCAGAGAGGUUAAAUCAUUGGAUGGACUUUGGAACUUCAAGAUAUCUCCCGAGAAUGAUAUGGAUGCUGGAUUCAAAGAGGAGUGGUUCAAACGAGAUCUUUCCAAGGAUGUAGACAGCAUCAAGAUGCCUGUACCUUCAAGUUACAACGACGUCACAACCAAUGCCACUAUCCGAGACUAUGUCGGUUGGGUUUGGUAUCAGAGAACUUUGCACGUUCCGAGCAGGUGGCUUGAAAACGACUCUAGAAUUGUGUUACAUUUUGGGAGUGUUCAUUAUCAUGCUAUCAUCUAUGUUGGUGAACAUAAGAUCGGAGAGCAUGAGGGCGGUCACUUGCCGUUCCAGCUGGAGUUGCCUCACUCUGCUGUUGGACGUAUCAACAGGCUGACUGUAGCUGUCAAUAACACCCUGACCCCCGACACUGUGCCUCAGGGUCGUCUGUACUAUCCUAACAACACUAUGAGGUAUCCUAAAGGUUACAAGCUGUACACUCAUGCCUUUGAUUAUUUCGACUACGCCGGGAUAAAUCGACCAGUGUUUAUGUUUAUUACAAAUAAAAUUUAUAUCAAAGACAUUCAUGUUUCCACUGAUGUUGAUAAAGGUGUUGGUUACGUUAAAUAUUCCCUGAAGUUAUCAGACCCAAGUGCCAAGUGCGUAGUGAGACUUUACGACUACAAAGACGAGCAGGAUCACGUUGUAGCUGAUGCAAACUCUUGUAACGGAGAGAUGAAGGUGUCAAACGCUCAACUGUGGUGGCCGGCCGGACUGUGUGAUAAAACUCCCGGCCAUCUCUACAUGUUUGAGAUCCAAGUAUUUGCAGGAGAGGGCUCGUCAUUGGUCGAUAGUUACUCCAUGUCCGUUGGUAUUCGUAAAGUCAGCUGGACGAACAAGACGCUGUUGAUAAACAACCAGCCAGUAUAUCUCACAGGGUUCGGAAUGCAUGAAGAUGCAGAUAUCCGAGGACGAGGUUUUGACUACGCCACCAUGACAAGGGACAUGAACCUCAUAAAGUGGCUGGGCGCCAACUCCUUCCGUACAUCUCACUACCCGUAUGCUGAGGAAACUAUAUUCGAAGCUGACGCACAGGGGAUCAUGGUUAUCCUGGAAGCUCCUGCAUGUAGUCUCAGUGGUUUCGGAGACAAACUGUAUAAACGCCACAAGGAUUAUGUCCAUGAGAUGGUAGCAGUUUUCAAGAACCAUCCCAGCGUCAUUAUGUGGUCUUUAGCCAACGAACCUGUGAGCAACAGUGAGCAAGCCAACUACUACUUUGGCAAUUUAUCAGCUGCAGCUAAAGAACUAGAUUCUACAAGGCCAAUCACUUUUGUUGGCAGUCAACUUUUGGAAAAUGAAACAGCUAUUCAACACGUGGACAUAAUUGGUGUGAACCGCUAUCGAGGCUGGUACACGGACUCCGGCCUGACAGACCUCAUCUCCUACCAGGUCGAGAAUGAGAUGACCGCUUGGCACGAGAAGUACAACAAACCUGUGAUUGUGACGGAGUACGGUGCAGGAGCUGUGUCUGGCUUACACACACUACCGGAAGCAAUGUGGUCGGAGGAUUACCAGGCGGUCACGCAUCAGAAGCAUUUCCUCGCCUUCGACAAACUACGACAGGAAGGGAAAAUCGCUGGGGAAAUGAUGUGGAACUUCAUAGACUUCAAUACACCUCAAGAAUACUUCAGACCUGGCCGAUGUUCUAAAGGGUUGUUCACGAGAGAAAGACAGCCGAAGCAAGUUGCCCAUGUGGUUAGAGAACGUUACACAUCUCUAGCAAAAUGCCCUAGCGAUUAACACCAUUGCAGUGAUGUGAUUGGUGUCAGGAAUUGUAAAAAAAGGUCAUAAUAGUAAGGAAAAGGUGGUAGAAAAAUAUUAAAUCCAGAUAUGAAAUGAUAAUAUCCAACUGACGAGGAAACUAGGAAUCGUACGAAUUUUUAUGACUGCUGUAAACGCCACGAAAUGUUUAUGCUUGGGUUUUGAAAUUAUCAUUUUGAAUUAUAGCCUAUGGCGAAGCGUCAAUCAAUUCCGUAGGUCCUCAUUUUACAUUAUAAUAUUUUAAUAUGUAUUGGAAGAAAAAAUACAACAUUAACUUUAAAAUCAGCAGACAAAGAAAACAAGAACUAAACUACAUACAUCAUGUAUGUAUGUAUGUACUGCUGAUGAGUCAUGAUGUAAAGAGACUAUUAAAACCAUUCAAUUUUUGUUGGAAAUUUGCAACAAACAAAAUUUCCAAAAAGUAGAUAAAACUUUCUAUGAAACAAAUAUACUGUGUAGUUAAAUGUAUAUAAUUUAUCGUAUAAUUUUAUAAAAAAAAUUUUAUGACAUUUUUGGUAAACCUAUAAAAUAAAGAGGUCAUAAAUUGUGGUUAAGUUUAAGUACAAUACAAAUAACAUAAUAAUUCUUGCUGUUUCUUCCUAAAACAAGAAAUUGUUAUAACUUUAAUACAAUUAUUAUUAUUCUUAAAAUAAACUAUGCAAAUCGCAGCAAACUGCUGGAAUUUUGGCAAAUCUAACUGGCAGUUCCAGGAUUAACUGCAACAUUCACGGUCAGCUAAGAAUCUUAACUGUCACCCCAAUACAAAUUGCGCUGCCUACAAAUUGACAGGCAAAGCUCUCUCUAAGUACUUAAUGCUUUUUACCAUGCGGUUGGCAUUCUGGGUUAUAGUAGUAUGUUUUCUGUGCUGUCACCCAAAUACUUCCUUCUGCUUACCGUGUAUUUAAUUAACCAUUGAGAGUCAUGUUCUAAUUUCGAUUUUUUGUUGUUGUUUAUUUCCCCUAAUCAUUAAUUGUUAGCUCUUGAAUUUAUAAGCAGGUUAUACUGUUGUACUUUGGAACUGGCUCAUAAAUCAACUAGUGUACUAUCAAGGAAUAUUUCCAAGAAGAUAAUGGAAAACCAAAUAAUUAUUGUAAAGCAAGAAACAACUUUCUAUGUAUUUUGACGCUAGUGUAUUUCUUAAAGAAAAUUACAGGAUGUAUGUUUAUUGUCUAUUGUUUAUAUUUACUGCAAUGUAAUUGGCCUAUCCUGAUGGUAUUUACAAUAGAGGCUUUGAAUCACCAGAUUAAAUAUGGAGGUAUUCUAAUUUAAUAGGUAGCAAGAUAAAAGCUUAAAAGACACUAUUAUUAACACGUUCGCUGUUGACCGCUAGAUGCCAGGACGGCGCCAGGAGCUGAAUUAACGCUCGCCGCUGCGUAAACAUUGCUGCCGAUACACUGAAUUACAGUAAAAACAACAGUAGUUAUACUGGAUGGCAAUGUUCUGCAAUAAAACUGGCUUUAGACAUAGUACUAAGUGAUUCUGAUAGAUAGCAGCACUACCUAGGUUGCAGUCGGUAAAGUAGUGUUGCUUUCUAGCAGGAAAGAGGUGUGACAAAGCCCUGUUCUAAACGACACUGGUGGUAAUUUUGGGAAACUAUAUUUUUUAUUGUCAGAAAAGUAUGUCCCCACAAGCUGCAAAGAAAUAUAGGACGCUUGUGACGAGCUGGCUGAUUCAUGGCAACGUUAAACAACAAUGAACGGCGAUGUUCCGGAACGUUCCUAGCUCCUGGCGCCGUGGCCUGUUUGACGUUCCGGAACGUCCGUAGCAGCGAACGUGUUAAUGCAAAAAAAACCUAUGGUACAAAAUCUACAAAAUAAUUUAUACCGGUUGUUUAUUGUUUGUAUAUUAUUUCAAGGGAAAACUGUGAGGCUGAUU